Molecule: messenger RNA, 5949 nt
Organism: Ictalurus punctatus (channel catfish)
Lineage: Eukaryota; Metazoa; Chordata; Actinopteri; Siluriformes; Ictaluridae
Gene: itsn2a
Product: intersectin 2a
Exons: 39
Coding region: 509-5545 (1678 amino acids)
Biological process (GO): positive regulation of Rho protein signal transduction; intracellular signal transduction
Molecular function (GO): guanyl-nucleotide exchange factor activity; calcium ion binding; protein binding
Source: RefSeq, a predicted model, not a curated record
ACACACACACAGAAAGAGAGAGAGAGAGAGAGAGAGAGAGAGAGAAAGAAAAACAUCCACCCGGUCAGGUCAGGAACGGAGUCCGGAGUCCUCGCGACGUGCACGGUAAGCAACCGGACCGUUAAGAAGGUGCACGCGCGUCCGAUCGAUCAUGAAGCCGUGCAUCAGAAACCGUGUUUACUGUAACGAGAAGAGUGAAGUGAUGUAAGCCGGAUCCGCCUUCCUGCGGAGUUCAGAUUAACACACGAGCGGAUCCGGAUCAGGUGUGUGUCUGAGUUCGGAUCAGCGACGGGCUGAUGUUUGCGCAUCUGUAGGAAUAAUCACAUAAACCGGGUUUGGAGCAACAUUAAAGCCUACAGAGAAACGGAACAGAAGAAGGCUUCUUAAAACAACACCAGCACUGAGUGAGGUUUUCUAGAUCUCCAUCAUGAUGAACACAUCUCUGAGAAAUAAAGAUGAGAGUUAGCUAGCCAGCUGAACAGAAGACACUUGAAUCCCACCUGCAGCCAUGAAUGGUGGGUUUACUAUUUGGGCCAUAACCCCAGAAGAGAGAGGGAAGCAUGACAAACAGUUUGACUCCCUCAAUCCCACUCUGGGAUACGUGUCAGGAGAUCAAGCACGCAAGUUCUUUCUGCAGUCUGGACUUCCUGCUUCAGUACUAGCUGAGAUCUGGGCGUUGGCUGACAUGGGGAAGGAUGGAAAGAUGGAUCGUUUGGAGUUCUCCAUUGCCAUGAAGCUGAUUAAGCUGCAGCUCCAGGGUCAGCCCCUCCCUCCGUCUCUGCCAAUUGUCAUGAAGCAGACCCCGGCCCCUGUUAUGACAUCAUCGGCGCGCUUCGGUAUGGGCUCAAUGCCAAACCUAUCCAUCAUGCCAACGAUGCCCAUGCUGACCCCGAUGCCCGUCAGCUCCUCCGUGACCUCAAUGACCUCUCUGACCUCUAUGCCAGCUGUGCAACCUCUGCUGCCUCUGAUUCCUGACUCGCUCAGCAUGCCAGCCUUACCCAACGGCACUGCCACGGUGCUGACGCCAGCCCCAGCUCUCUCACUCUCUGCAGGUCUGAGUAAAUCUCACUCCCUCUUGGAUUUGGCUUCCAGCAGCUCAAACUCCUCCUCCACCACGUCUCUGGCAAGCAACUCCCCCAAAACCGGAACGUCUGAUUGGGCGGUGCCUCAGUCGUCCCGCCUCAAAUACCGCCAGCAGUUCAACAUCCUGGACAAGCUGAUGUCCGGAUACCUGUCAGGUCCGCAGGUCAGGAAUGCUCUCACUGCUUCUAACCUCACCCAGACCCAACUCGCCACCAUAUGGACUCUGGCGGAUGUGGAUCGUGAUGGUCAGCUGCGAGCGGAAGAAUUUAUUUUGGCUAUGCACCUCGUGGACAUGGCCAAAACGGGCCGUCCGUUACCUUUGACCUUACCUGCUGAUCUCUUGCCACCGUCUUUCAGAACAGGGAAGUCAUGUGACCUACCAAAUGGGUCCAUUCCUCUAAUCAGCACUGAGUUCAUCGAAUUAGAACCUGCACACAAGAGCAAGAACAAUGUGUCGUUUGAGGAUAAACUGCGGGAGAACUUCCAGCGAGGCAGCAUGGAGCUGGAGAAGCGGCGCCAGGCCCUGCAGCAGGAGCAGCGGCGUGAGGAGGAGAGACGGAGAGAGGAGGAGCGGCGGGAGGAGGAGAGGAGGAGGCUGAGAGAGAGGGAGGAGCAGGAGCGGAGAGAGAGGGAGGCUCUGCGCAGACAGAAAGAGGAGGAGCAACGCAUGGAGAGGCAGAGAGAGAUGGAGAGACGGAGGGAGGAGGAGAGGCUGAAGGAGCUGGAGAGACAGGAGGCGGCGGAGCGACAGAGACGGAUGGAGUGGGAGAGGACUAAGCGGGCGGAGCUGCAGGCUCAGAGUGAAAAAGAGAAGAGAGAUAUCGAGAGACUGACAGCCAGGAAGAGGAGUCUGGAGCUGGAGCUGGAGGCCGUGGGAACCAGGCACAAGCAAAUCUCAGACUGUCUCCGUGACGCCCAGAGUAAGAGACGGGUCCAGAGGGCGGAGCUAGAGCUCGUCAAUCAGAAGAGAGACGGACGCAUCGCCGACAUCAACUCGCUACAGCUGCAGUUUGAGGACGUUCAGAGACAGCUGAGUAAUCUGACUCCAGAGAAACAGAGACUGACGGAAAAACUAAGAGACCUCACGCAGACCAACACCAUCUGCGCAGGAGUGAAUGAUGUGAAGCGGAAUAAGUGCGAGAAGGAUCUGAGCUGCCGGAAGCUGAAGGAACAACUAGACGCUCUGGAGAGGGAGACCACGGCCAAGCUGUCUGAGGUGGCGCGUUACAACCGGGACAUGCAGGACCUGAGAGAGAGGCAGCGGCAGCAGCAGGCCGUGCUGGAGCAGCUCAACCGUGUGAAGUUGGAGAAAGUGAAGGAGCUCCAGAGACGGAGGCAGGAAGAAGAGGAGAAAAGGAGGAGGGAUGAAGAAUUGGCCAGACAGGCCAAGCUGGAGCAGGAGCGGCUGCAGAAGGAGGAGGCCGAGCGCCAGAGGAGGCUUGCUCAGGAGACAGAAGCCAAACUCAGAGAGGAGCAGCAACUCCAGGCCCAGGCCAGACUCCGCGAGACCCAGGAGAAGGCCGCGCAGCAGGAGAGGGAGGACAGAGAAAGGGAGGAGAAAAGAAGAGCAGAAGAGAAAGAGAGGGAUGAGAGAAGGAGCGCGGAGGAGAAGGACAGCAAGGAGAAGGGGGGUGACGGAGUUAACGAACGCGGGAUAAAUCCUGUGAACAGCGCAACCCUUGAUCUUCAGUCGCAGCUCUCUGCACUGUUCAACAGUACGGCCGCAAACACAACAGGUACAGGAGUACAACCGACUGGUUUCGAUGUUCAGGGCAAGAAGAGCACGCUGAGCACCUACAGAGCGCUUUAUCACUUCACCGCCCGCAACGCUGAUGAACUGUCACUGGAAGCAGAUGGCCUGAUAGAGGUGGAUGAGUCCACGGUGAGGGAGCCUGGCUGGCUGUAUGGCACCUUCCGAGGCAGCAGCGGCUGGUUUCCUGAGAGUUACGCUGAGAAAACCUGUACAAACGAUGGAACCGAUUCAACAGCAGCCGCUACACAGAACACAGUGCCCCCUACUGACUACUCCGGGAUCCCUCGAGUGGAUAUAGAAGGACCAACGCCCACACACACUCCUGCAGCGACGCACACACAACACACACAGGCCGUCGCUCUGAGCGCGUGGACGGCUACCACCGACACUCAGCUCGGCUUCUCCAAGGAUGACAUCAUUACGGUUCUGGAGCAGGAGGAGAACUGGUGGUACGGGGAACUCGGGGAGAACCAAGGCUGGUUCCCCAAAACCUACGUCUCCUUGGUAACCAACACCAACACGCACGCAGAGCCUUUGUAUUCCAGUGUUGAAGAUCUGGACCUGCCCGACUCUGUUCCGCUUGAAGAAUACGUGGCUCUUUACACGUACGAGAGUCCCGAGUCCGGUGACCUGACGUUCCGAGCCGAAGACGUUGUCUUGGUAAUGGAAAAAGAGGGGGAGUGGUGGAAAGGCUGCAUCGGCGACCAAUCAGGACUCUUCCCUUCCAACUACGUCAAACCCAAAGACUCCGACUCUGCCAAAGCUGGUGCUUCCGUUAAAAAGCCAGAGAUCGCGCAGGUAACGGCGUCCUGUAUGGCCGUGACGGCGGAGCAGCUGAACGUGACUCCGGGGCAGCUGAUCCUCGUUCUCCAUAAGAACUCCUGUGGCUGGUGGUUGGGAGAACUGCAGGCUCGGGGUAAGAAGCGUCAAAAGGGCUGGUUUCACUCCUCAAACGUCAGACUGCUGGAGCCCAACAGUGGUAAAACCACUCCUGCGCCCCAGCCACUGUGUCAGGUCAUUGCCAUGUAUGACUACAAAGCAGCCAACGGGGAUGAGAUGACCUUUCAGAAAGGUCAGCUGAUCAACGUCCUCAACAAGGACGACUCGGAUUGGUGGAAAGGAGAAAUCGACGGGGUCGCCGGGCUCUUCCCGACCAAUUACGUCAAGAUGACUACAGAGUCCGACCCCAGCCAGCAAUGGUGUGCGGAUCUUUUGAGCUUAGACUCCAUGAGUUGUGAGGAGAGGAAGAGGCAGGGCUACAUCCACGAACUCAUCGAGACGGAGCAGACGUACGUACAGGACCUGGAGCUGGUGCUUGAGGUGUUCUACAAACCCAUGGCCGAGUCGGGCCGCUUCACCGAGGCCGAGAUGAGUGUGAUCUUUGUGAACUGGAGAGAGCUGAUCAUGUGCAACACCAAGCUGCUCAAAGCUCUGCGUGUGCGAAAGAAGACGUCAGGUGAGCGCAUGCCCGUGCAGGUGAUCGGAGACAUCCUAUCCUCCGAGCUAUCACACAUGCAGGCCUACAUCCGCUUCUGUAGCUGCCAGCUCAACGCAGCCGCCCUGCUGCAGCAGAAAACCGACGCCUCGCCCGAUUUCAAGCUCUUCCUAAAGAAAAUUGCCACUAAUUACAGGUGUAAAGGAAUGCCGCUGUCCAGCUUCCUCCUGAAGCCCAUGCAGAGGAUCACACGCUAUCCUUUACUCAUCAGAAACAUUUUGGAAAACACUCCAUCGGGACACGUGGACCAGGUGAACCUUCGGGAGGCGCUGGAGAGGGCGGAGCUCCUGUGCUCGCAGGUGAACGAGGGUGUGAGGGAGAAGGAAAACUCAGACAGGCUGGAGUGGCUGCAGAACCACGUGCAGUGUGACGGGGUCAUCGAGCAUUUGGUCUUUAACUCUCUGACGAACUGCCUGGGUCCUCGCAAGCUGCUGCACAGCGGGCGUGUCUGGAAGGCUAAAAGCAACAAGGAGCUCUGGACCUUCCUGUUCAGCGACUUCCUGCUCUUCACCUACACCUCCAAGCAGUUCUCCUCAAACACAGACCGACCGUUCAGCCCCAAGUCCAACACCGUCUACAAGAUGUACAAAACGCCUGUGUUUCUGAAUGAAGUGUUGGUUAAAAUGCCGUCUGACCCGUCCAGCGAAGAGCCGAUCUUUCACAUCUCGCACAUCGACCGUGUGUACACGCUGAAAGCUGACAGCAUCAACGAGAGAACCACGUGGGUCCAGCGAAUCAAAGCAGCAUCGGAGCACUUCAUAGAGACGGAGAAGCUGAAAAGAGAGAAGGCUUACCAAGCUCGUUCUCAGAAGACAAGCGGUAUCGGACGUUUGUUAGUAACAGCUCAGGAGGCUGUUGAGCUAAAACCCUGCAAGCCUAAUGGUAAGAGUAACCCGUACUGUGAGCUGUCUAUGGGAGCACAGUGCUACACCUCACGGCCUCAGAAUGACACCGUCAACCCUAAAUGGAACUUCAGCUGUCAGUUCUUCAUCAAAGACCUGUACCAGGACGUCCUGUGCAUCACCGUGUUCGAGCGGGAUCAGUUCUCUCCCGACGACUUCCUGGGUCGCACGGAGGUUCCCGUGGCAACCAUAAAGAAGGAUCAGGAUGGCAAAGGACCGCUGACUCGGCGUCUGCUGCUCCACGAGGUCCCCACUGGAGAGGUCAGAGUUCGCCUCGACCUGCAGCUUUAUGAGCAGACGCCGUUCUUCUGACCUCGUAUCUGCCGAAUGAAACAACUUCUUUUUUUUUUUCUCUAAUAAAAAAGCCAAUUUCACCACUAGGGGAACAGACGGACAGAACCCGAGAACGAGUUCGCUCGCGUCUUCGUGGAACCGGAGAGAAAAGACUCAACAGUUUAGUACAACGUUUAGCUGCAGGCCAAAAAGUUGAUCCAAAUCAAGUUCUUACUCAGCAUGACCGGGAAGUAGAAAAUCUCACGUGGCUGUCCAUCUAGCUCACCUAGAGAGCAAGGUGUGGUUGCUUUUCUUUGCCGACCGCUUAUCGUUUUACAGUCACGCAAUACGAGACGGUUUCAGUCUUGGUUUUGGAGACCUCAGCCCCAGCCAAACCAAAGACGACACGUAAAUAAAUAAAUAAAUAGAUAGAUAGAAACAUU